Molecule: messenger RNA, 1536 nt
Organism: Aureobasidium melanogenum CBS 110374
Lineage: Eukaryota; Fungi; Ascomycota; Dothideomycetes; Dothideales; Saccotheciaceae
Product: MFS general substrate transporter
Exons: 3
Coding region: 1-1536 (511 amino acids)
Biological process (GO): transmembrane transport
Cellular component (GO): membrane
Molecular function (GO): transmembrane transporter activity
Source: RefSeq, a predicted model, not a curated record
AUGGAGAAGGACGAUCUCGUCCGCCUCGAGACAGUCAUGUCCAAUGAGGAGAAUCUCAAGGGUGACCACAUGAACUACGAGCGUGUGGACAAAGAACUUGCCAAAUACACAGCUGGCGAGCGCAUCGAGAUCUCAGAAGCAGACGACAAGCGUCUCAAGAAGAUGAUUGAUCGUCGUGUUCUGGUUGUCAUGAUCUUGACCUAUUUUCUCCAAGCGCUUGACAAAGGAACUAUGAGCUUUACCAGUAUCAUGGGUAUUCAGGAGGACUUGCAUUUGAAGGAUAAGUUCUCCUGGUUGACAACUUGUAUCUACAUCGCGGUCCUAUUUGUCGAGUAUCCAACCAACUGGAUCAUCCAACGCGUGCCAAUCGCCAAGUAUCUCUCAGCCAACAUCAUCCUUUGGGGUAUGGUUCUCGCACUCCAUGCAGCAGCGAAAAGUUUUACUACUCUCCUGGUUUGCCGUACCUUCCUGGGUAUCUUCGAGGCGGUUUGCCAGCCUGCUUUCCUGAUCAUGUCAUCCCUUUGGUAUAAGAGAGAAGAGCAAGCUCAAACUGUCACGUAUUGGUACAUCAUGAAUGGUGCUCAGCAGAUCGUCGGUGGUCUAUUGGCUUACUGCUUCUCUUUGCUUGGCAAUAACAGAGCUGUCAAGUCGUAUGAGGCUAUCUUCAUUACUUACGGGUCCGCCUCUGUACUCUGGGGUGUGUUUGUGCUUUUCUGGUUGCCUGACUCACCUAUGCGUGCCAAGUGCUUCUCUGAGGAAGACAAGAAACUCAUGGUCGAAAGAGUCCGCUCCAACCAGACCGGCAUCCAGAACAAAAAGUUUCGUCCCGAGCAACUCAAGGAAGCCCUCACAGAUCCUCAAAUGUACUGUUACAUGUUGAUUCAAAUCUGCACCACACUGCCCACUAGCGGUCUUGGUGCUUUCGCCAACAUUAUUGUCAAAGGCUUCCACUUCACAACUCUACAAACACAACUCUUGGCUAUGGUACUUGGUGCCUACAUCGUUAUUGUUUUGCUCUCCUCAACCUGGCUAGUCAAGAAAACAGGCCAAAACCUACUCGUUAUGGGCGGCUACGUGAUCCCCUGUUUCGCUGGCACAAUCGUGCUCAUGACUGUCAAAAACACGGAUACAGCUACCCAAGCAGGACUGUUGUUUUCAUAUUACAUCGUCCUUUCCUUCUGGGCAGCCCAAACCUUAGCGAUGUCAAUGCUGUCGCGCAACAUCGGCGGCCAAACCAAAAAAUCCAUUGUCGUGGCUGCGAACUUUGCCGCUUGGGCUGCCGGCAAUGCGAUUGGACCUCAAGUGUUUUUGGCUUAUGAUGCACCUCGCUAUUUUAUUGCUUUUGCUACGCACAUGGGGUGUUAUGUUUUGCUUGUUAUUGUGAUUGUGUUUUUGAGAUGGUGGUUGAAGAGAUGCAAUGAUAGAAAAGAUGCUUUGGCUGCUGCGGGCGUUGGAGAGGCGAGGGAUGAGGCUUAUACGCAUGCAUUUGAUGAUUUGACCGAUAGGGAGAAUCCCAACUUCCGCUAUGUCUACUAG